Astyanax mexicanus (Mexican tetra) is the source of this 1889-nucleotide messenger RNA. RefSeq names its product pleckstrin homology domain-containing family S member 1-like. The coding region runs from base 357 to 896 and encodes 179 amino acids. NCBI's taxonomy places the organism in Eukaryota, Metazoa, Chordata, Actinopteri, Characiformes, Acestrorhamphidae. The transcript has 9 exons. The record is from RefSeq and is a predicted model, not a curated record.
AGGUUGGCUGUGUCUGAAACAUGACAAAUAGUACCUACACAGGCAGGAUCCUGAGGCAGGAAGGUGCUCAGUCAUGUCUGAACUGAAGCUCAGUAAUCUAGCCUUCUGUUGUAUCGGGUGAAAAUGCUAAUGGAUAAUGGUAAGACAGCUAAAUUCCUAUAUAUUAACAAAAUUAGAACUUAUUAUUUGUUGCAUUCCUGAUUCAAUUACAGAGACCAUUACUACUAAACUGCCUUUUAAAAGACAGACUUUGUAAGAGAGAGUGGGCAGCAAGGCAUUGAGUUACCUGUCUCCAGCUUCAGAAACAGUCAUCCACUUCCACACUUCAGCGUACACCACCCUUCACAACUUAACAAAUGGCAUCACGAGAGGAGGAGCUGUGUUCUGGCUAUCUGUACAAGUCUCCUCCAGCAACUCUAUUUAAGUCACAGAAGUCAUGGAAGAGAAGAUUUUUCAUUCUGAAGAAUAUUAAAACUUUCUGCCAGCUGGAAUAUUUUGAAAGUGAAGAAAAGACCAAGAGUGAACUGCUGGGAGCCGUAGACCUCUCUCAAGUAUCCCUAAUGUUGCUGCGUCCUGAGACACACACUAUGUGGCAGUGGGUGCAUGAACACUUCAAAUGCUCUGCAGCUUCUGUUCUUUUCAUGAAAGUGGCUGACAGGGACUAUUUUUUCAUUGGAGAAAACAGCUGGGAGGUAGAAAGAUGGUUCCAUGCUUUAUUUAAUGCUUUGAAUAGUCGCCCACACAGACUGCUGGAUCCUAAGGAUUCUGGGGGAAUCAGAGACAUAAGUGCACCUCCAGAGUCAGAGCACACAGACCACAGAGCUGAGUGGAGGCUUGAUGCCAAUAAGAUCAGCAAAACCGUGCACUGUGUAAGAACAUCAAAGAGGGUAAAGUGAAGCAGUAGGAGGGUCAUAAGUUUACACACUUCAUUGCUACAAUCCAGAGAGGUCCUACCUUACAAUGUACUGCAGGACUUCAGUGAUCUGUGUCUAACAGCUGAUGCCAGAUACCACAGGAUGGCUUUAGGGGGUCUUGGGGAGUCUAUGCCUCAGUGGCACAAAGCUUUAAAUGGUUAUAAUGUUAUGGUUGAUCGGUGUACAUACCAAUGUGCAUAAGGGCUGCAUUUUGUGUAUAGUACUUUACUGUGAAUGUAAAGAAUGUAAAAAUUGUACUCAUAUUUGCCCUUCUCUCUCUCUCUUGAGAAACCAAUAUGUUUGUAAGUAAACCUGUGGUCUGUAAAAAAUUCUGUAUACAUUAUGUAAAGUUUGGAUUUGGCUUCAUAUUACUUUUAUAGCUCAUAUGAUGAGAAAAUCUGAAGUUCUGUAGAUAUUUUUAUUUCACUGAGUGGCAAACUUUUAUUGUACUGGACUGUGUCUUUUUUGUCAUGAUGUAGUUGUAUUUUAAUAAUAACAGUGUAUAGUGUUUUUUUUGUUUGUUUUUUUUUUUGCAGUAGCAACGUCAUUUAGCAUUUCUGUUGCCGUCAAAUCUUGUUACACCACUUCAGUAACUGUACAACCUUUCUGCACAGAUUACAAAUUAUACACAGUACUGUAAACUAGGAUUUAGGCACCUGUACAUUUAAAUAUAAAUUGUUAUACAAAAAAGUUAAAUUUCAAGACAUUAACUGUUUAUAUUGUCAGUAAAACAUUAUUUGAAUAAACACAAAUAACUAAUAAAAAAUAGUGUUCUUAUGUCUCUGUGUCUCCAAAGCUCUUCUCAUAGGAGUGUAGUAUAAUUUAUAGUUGUCAUCAUAUUGAACCCAGUUCAGUAAAUCAGAGUUUAAUGAUGUUAAAACAGAAGAGCAGGUGAUAUAAUUUAACUUUCUUACCAGAUCAGAUAUUUUAUUCAAAAUGAAAAAUGUAAUUAAAAGCAAAAGAUUCAAUCCACUU